AUGGAACGCUCGUACGGUGCUUUUCCGGACGUGCGUCGGCUGUCUGAUAUGCCAGAAAUUAUCGUGAAUGGAAGUGAAAAUUCCACCGGCUCGGGAACCGUUCCACAGGUCCGAUGGCUUGACCAGCAGCAGUAUCUUAUUGAGACCUACCGUCAAAUUCGCACCAAUCUUGGACAAUUAGAAGCUGAAAUCGAAGCAGCCCGACUUCGGGUGACCGACUGGAGCCAGCAGCGACGACAACCAAGCAGGAGCAGAAGUCUGAGCCAUGCAAGCAGCCUACUGAGCUGCAGCACUGACGGACAGACCACAGGCUCUUCGUGUCGUUCGUCUUGUUCCUCUACAUGUGGCAUUCAGUUGCCAGGUGCGGUAGCUGCCAGCCUGAAUGCGGCCACUCUUAUUUCAGCCUUUAUGGCAGCUAGUGCCUCUCCGAAUUCUAGGGUGAUCGGUUCCAUCGCGUCGGAUGAGCAAACCGAGUCAAACCAGAGGUGCCACGUGGAAUGA
Dicrocoelium dendriticum is the source of this 501-nucleotide messenger RNA. The record is from the annotation of a GenBank genome assembly. NCBI's taxonomy places the organism in Eukaryota, Metazoa, Platyhelminthes, Trematoda, Plagiorchiida, Dicrocoeliidae.